Messenger RNA from Ziziphus jujuba (common jujube), 2646 nucleotides. Its product is annotated as probable beta-D-xylosidase 5. The record is from RefSeq and is a predicted model, not a curated record. Gene Ontology annotation, molecular function: xylan 1,4-beta-xylosidase activity; alpha-L-arabinofuranosidase activity. The coding region runs from base 12 to 2420 and encodes 802 amino acids. Gene Ontology annotation, biological process: arabinan catabolic process; xylan catabolic process. Gene Ontology annotation, cellular component: plant-type cell wall. NCBI's taxonomy places the organism in Eukaryota, Viridiplantae, Streptophyta, Magnoliopsida, Rosales, Rhamnaceae. The transcript is spliced from 6 exons.
CAGUAGUCAAGAUGGCAGGUUGUAAGAUGAUGUUUGUUUGCUGUUUGUUGUUGACGUUGUUAGCCAUGAGUCAUGGAAGAGAGAACCCGAAGGUUCUGACUCUGUCUGAUGAUGAUGUGAGUCACGUUUGCAACCCUUCCAGAUUUAUGAAACUUGGAUUGGAGAUGAGCAAGUUUGUGUACUGUGACUCGUCUCUGCCAUACGAAGUGAGGGCAAAGGACUUGGUGGACCGAAUGACACUGGCAGAGAAGGUGCAACAAAUGGGAAACAAUGCUCAAGGAGUGGCGAGGAUUGGACUUCCUAAGUACGAGUGGUGGUCAGAAGCACUCCAUGGAGUCUCAAAUGUUGGUCCUGGAACUUACUUCGAUGAUGUUGUUCCCGGUGCUACCAGUUUUCCCACUGUUAUUCUCACUGCUGCAUCUUUCAAUAAGUCACUCUGGAGAAACAUAGGCGAGUUCGUGUCGACUGAAGCAAGGGCAAUGUACAAUCUAGGAAGAGCUGGAUUGACAUAUUGGAGUCCGAACAUAAAUGUAGUGAGAGAUCCAAGAUGGGGAAGAAUUCUUGAGACGCCCGGUGAAGAUCCAUAUGUAGUUGGUUUGUAUGCUACCAAUUACGUGAGGGGGCUUCAGGAUGUUAAGGGGACAGAGAAUACUACAGAUUUGAGCUCUAGACCUCUUAAGGUUGCUUCUUGCUGUAAGCACUAUACCGCCUAUGAUCUUGAUGCAUGGCGUGGAGUUGAUCGAUACCAUUUCAAUGCUAAGGUGACAGAACAAGAUAUGACAGAAACUUUUCUUCGUCCUUUCGAAAUGUGUGUUAAGGAUGGUGAUGUUUCUAGUGUUAUGUGCUCUUACAAUAGUGUCAAUGGUAUUCCAACCUGUGCGGAUCCUAAUCUUUUGAAGGGCAUCAUUAGAGGCAAAUGGAACCUUCAUGGAUAUAUUGUUUCUGACUGUGAUUCUAUCGAGGUGAUGGUGGAUGGUCACAAAUGGUUAGGGGACAAUAAAGAGCAAGCUUCUUCACAAGCCCUUACAGCAGGUUUGGAUCUGGAUUGUGGAAGUUACUACGGUGACAGCCUUCAAGGCGCAGUUCUUGAUGGAUUAAUCAAAGAAAAAGAUAUUGAUAGAUCACUUAAGUAUCUUUAUAUUGUGUUGAUGAGGCUUGGUUUCUUCGAUGGAAACCCUACUUUUCGAUCCCUUGGUAAGGAUGAUGUAUGCUCAGUUGAACAUGUAGAGUUGGCUCUCGAAGCAGCAAGAGAAGGGAUUGUACUUUUGAAGAAUGAUGGGGAUACUUUACCUCUCAAUAUUAACAAAGUUAAUAGCAUUGCAAUAGUUGGACCUCAUGGCAACGCCACCUCUGCCAUGAUUGGAAACUAUGCCGGUGUUCCUUGUAAGAUAGUUUCUCCGUUGGAUGCAUUUACAGCACUCAACAACAAAAAGGUGACGUUCGAAAUGGGAUGUUCCAAUGUUCUAUGUGCUGAUAAUAAUAAUGGUGGCUUAAUUUUUACUGCUAUGCAAUCUACCAAGGAUGCAGAUGUUACAUUAUUGUUUGUGGGUUUGGAUCUGUCAGUGGAGGCAGAGUCUUUGGAUAGAACUGAUCUCCUACUUCCAGGGGACCAAACUGACCUCAUCAACCAAGUUGCUGCAACUGCCAAGGGUCCAGUUAUUCUUGUAAUCAUGUCUGCUGGAGGGGUUGAUAUUACCUUUGCUAAGAACAAUCCAAACAUCAAAUCCAUUUUAUGGGUUGGGUAUCCCGGUGAACAAGGAGGCCAGGCCAUUGUAGAUGUUGUGUUUGGCAAUUACAAUCCAGGUGGUAGAUUACCUGUGACAUGGUAUGAAGCAGAUUAUGUUAACCAGCUACCUAUGACAUCCAUGCAAUUGAGGCCGGUUGAGAGUUUAAACUACCCGGGAAGGACUUACAGGUUCUUUAAUGGGUCAACUGUUUACCCAUUUGGUUAUGGAUUGAGCUACACCAAGUUUGCAUACAAACUUGUAUCAUCUACUCAAAAAUUGGACAUCAAAUUGGCAAAUCAUCAGCAUUGCCGUGUGGUAAACUAUUUGGAUCCCAAAUUUAAACAAGACUGUCCGGCUGCAGGAGUGGAUCAACUGGACUGUGAUGCUAAUACGGUGACAGUUGAAGUAGCUGUGCAAAAUGUGGGUCCCAAGGAUGGCAAUGAGGUUGUGUUGGUAUAUGCAAAGGCUCCACAAGGUAUUGCUGGAACUUACAUUAAGCAACUGAUUGCAUUUGAGAGAGUAUUUGUAGCCGCUGGUGGAACUCAAAAUGUCAAAUUUGAACUUGAUCCUUGCAAGUGCUUUAACAUCGUUCAAGAUACUGCUUAUAACGUGUUACCAUCUGGUAUCCAUGGAAUUGAGAUUGGAAAUAAUGCUGCUAUCACAACAACUCUUCAAGUCAACCUCCAUCAUUAGGAAGGAUUAGGAUAUGAAUUAUUAAUAAGGAUUUUAUUUAUUUUUUUAUUAGCCCAUAAAAUGGGCGUUUUACGUUUACAUUUUUUUAUUUUUUAUUUUCAAUUAAAAGUAAGUAAUUUAGGAUGAAAGGAUUGUAGACCCUAAGGGUCACUGUGUGUUUUCUUUUUUUCUUUUUUUAAGUAAAAAAUAAAAUGUCCGAUAACUAGAUAACCAAAUAAACUGUCCA